AUGCCAUGCACCACAUCUAACGACGUCGACUCAUUGAAGGUUAUCAUCAUCGGCGCUGGUAUCGGAGGUCUCGCCCUCGCACAGAUACUCCACUCAGCACCGGGAAUACGGCUAGCAUGCUACGAGCGGUACAGAGCUAUCGAUGACCGCGUUGUCGGGUUCCGCGUGAUGCUGUCAGGCAGCACGCUGUCGAUGCUGAAGCGCAAACUGAAGAGCGACAUCUGGGCAGACCUCGCCUUCGGCAUCGGGGAGCAGCCGGAGGGAGGGGAGAAGAUCGAGUUUUUCAAGGCAAAUGGCAACAAGAUGCUCACCUGGGACUCGGACCCCACGAAGGACCAGUUCUCCGUGUCGAGGUGGCACCUGAGAGAAGCCCUCGUGAAGCAGGCUCCCUUUGUUCGGACAGGUAUUUGCUUCGAGCGCUAUGAGGUGCUGCCGAAAGGAAGAGUGAGAGCAUUUUUCGCUGACGGGAGUACCGACGAGUGUGACCUCUUAGUAGGUGCAGACGGCACGAACUCGAAUGUUCGAAAGCAGUUGAUCAACCAUGCCACCAUUGAGGACCUGGGCGUGGCAGUCAUUUAUUUCAAGGUCCCGCUUACGGAAAGGUCCUUGAAGUUAUCAGGGUCCCCCGGCAGAUCAAUGAAUCCCCUCGCCCCCUUUUCCACACGCUACAACCAGCACACCAUCGAUCCCGAAGACUCCUACAUCAUGCUCGGCGCUGGGUCCCCCUACGCCAACUUCCACAACCGCCGCUGCUCCCCUAACGAACUCACCCACUCCGAGCUACAAGCCGAGGUGCUCGCGCGCACUUCCCAGCCGGGCAUCCACCCUCGCUUUCGCGAGCUCGCCAAGAUGAUCUGCCUUGACACAGCCUACGUGAACAUCGUCCGCAAAAGCGAGGCCGUCCAGCCCUGGACCUCCUCCCCUAAUAUCACCCUCCUUGGCGACGCCGUUUUCAACAUGAGCAACACCCUCAGCCGCGGUGCGAACUGCGCAAUAAUGGACGCCGUCGCCCUCGCGGACCGUGUCACAUCACCGGCGUACAGGCGCGAGCGGCGCCAGUCGGCCGCUCUGGAUGACUAUGUGAGAGAGAACAUUGCGCGGCGCGAGGUCGAGCGGCAGCGCUCGUAUAUGAUGCAGAAGAUUAUGUUUCCGGGGAAACAUAAGCUAAGGGGGUUUAUAAGAAAUAGGGUGUUCCCGUCUUCGCUGAAGAAGAUCGAUGCCAUGGAUCGCGAGGAGCAUGACGAAGUGAAUUGGGUCGGCAGCGAUGGGGAGAGAAGUGUGGACUCGACAGCGGAAGAGCCGAAGUGGGUGGAGGAGCUGAAGUGGGACGAGAUCUUUGAGGAGAGGCAUGGCCAUGGGAUGGGUUAG
This is a messenger RNA of Pseudogymnoascus destructans, 1368 nucleotides long. RefSeq lists its product as uncharacterized. NCBI's taxonomy places the organism in Eukaryota, Fungi, Ascomycota, Leotiomycetes, Thelebolales, Thelebolaceae. The record is from RefSeq and is a predicted model, not a curated record. The transcript has 2 exons. Gene Ontology annotation, molecular function: FAD binding. Bases 1 to 1368 code for a protein of 455 amino acids.